UCUUUCACAAGGCUUUUUCAUUAUCCCUAGCAUAUAAAAAUGGGUAUGAGAAUCAAACUUAACAGCAGAGACCACCCCAGCAACCUGCUACGUGAGCUGAACCAAUCACGGUUGUCUGGAACAUUUUGUGAUGUUAAUAUCGUUGUGGGAAAUAGGUCUUUUUCUGCUCAUAAAGCUGUACUUGGCUCUGCGGCUGCUUAUUUUCAAAAAUUAUUCUUAAACGCUGAUUUGGAUAUAGCUAGAACUUAUGUGGUGGAUUUCAUAACCCCAACUAAUUUUGAGAAAGUCCUGAGCUUUAUCUACACUUCAGAGCUUUUCACUGACCUGAUUAAUGUGGGGGUGAUUUAUGAAGUUGCUGAGAAACUUGGCAUGGCAGACUUGAUAAAGGCAUGUCACGCAACCUUUCCUGAUCUAGAGGGCUCUUCAGGACACAAGAAUCAGUGCUCGGUGUCCUCCAGUGAAGGACGUUCAGGUGCUUUAAGUGUUGCUUCAACAGAACAUUAUCAAACUGAGUGCAAGGGCAAUGGAGUGGACAACCAUCUUCCACCUACAGAAAAAAAUUAUAGUGCACAGACAGAUGUAUCUGGUUCCUUGAAAGGAGAAGAACAUGAGGCUAAUAUAAAUCAAACGGCACACUUUCCACUAACAGCAAAAACAGAGGAGCAAAGUUCUUCAGCAAAGUACCAGUCCUCGCACUGUGCAAUGAACACUGGAUUUGGUCCAACAAGUACCUGCCCUCCCUAUAAAACACAGCACAAUGGGGACUACAACAAAAUUGGCUACUUUCCAGGGGAUUCCUCUGCUAGUGGAAAUUCCAAGGAGUCUGCUGGAGGUUUUGAAGCUAUGGGUGAUCUCCAGUUGGAGGAUCUGGAAGAGGAAACAUUGCAGUUUGACGAGGCAGGAGAUGAAGACUCUGGUCCUUCUGGAGAAAUUAUUGAACUGAGCGAUGGUAGUGAAGACGAGCUGCUUUUGUUUGGGCAGGCAGAAAAUCAAAGUGGUAAAGCUAUGCCUUGUCAAGUGUGCAAGAAAGUGCUGGAACCCAAUCUACAGCGUAUUCGCCAGCAUGCCCGAGAACAUGUAGAUCUAGUUAAAGGCAGCUGCAAAGUUUGCCAGGCUCGAUUCCAUGACCGUGGUGCUAUGAUUACUCAUGUCUUAUCACAUAUUGGUAUCUUUCUCUUUAGCUGUGAUAUGUGUGAAGACAAGUUUUUCAGCCAGUGGCAACUUACCCUCCACAGAGGACAAGAAGGUGUUACCUCAGAGCAUAACAUAAUUGUUCAACCAGGUCAGCCUCUUCCAGGGGAAGUCAACACGUUUGUGGGAGCACUAGGUACUGAACUUCAGUGUGGCGCCUGCCACAGGACCAUGUUACGUGAUUUCCAUUCUGUGCGGUCUCAUGCGUUGGAUCACCUCAACAACAAAAACCUCUCUUGUGGACUAUGUGAUCAUAGGCACUUAACACUUUGUGGUCUCAUGUGGCAUGUUUUGUCACAUAUGUCCAUAUCUGUUUUCUCUUGUUCUCUCUGUGCUAGCAGCUUCCUUGACCGCCAUUUGCUGGAAAAGCAUAUGGCUGUCCACCAGAGUACAGAAGAAGCAUUAUUCCGCUGCCAUCUUUGCUCCCAAGGUUUCAAGUCAGAAACAGCUUACCGACAGCACCUCAGCCAGCACCGAUGCGGCAGUAUUCCUAUGGACCGUCCCGGAUUCUCUGAAUUCUCCCAAAUUCAGAUUCCAUUGUCUAAGAGAAAAGCUCCUGAGGAUUUUACAGUAGAUGACCAUUCAGUUGUAGGACAGACAGGCCACAGCAAAUACACUUGUAAGGUUUGUGGAAAAUGCUUCUCCCAUACUAGUGAGUUUAACUACCACAGGCGCAUACAUACUGGAGAAAAGCCUUAUCAGUGCAAAGUGUGUCUUAAGUUCUUCCGAGGCCGAUCGACCAUCAAGUGCCACUUGAAGACACAUGCGGGGGCCCUCAUGUACAGGUGCACCGUAUGUGGACACUACAGCUCCACCUUAAACCUCAUGGGUGAACACAUAGCGGUGCAUAGAGGAAACCUGCCUUCAGACUUCACCAUUGACCAAACAUUCAUGUACACUAUCCACUCCAAAGAAACAGACAAGACUGCUGAUAGCUGA
Molecule: messenger RNA, 2130 nt
Organism: Nanorana parkeri
Lineage: Eukaryota; Metazoa; Chordata; Amphibia; Anura; Dicroglossidae
Gene: ZBTB39
Product: zinc finger and BTB domain containing 39
Exons: 1
Coding region: 40-2130 (696 amino acids)
Biological process (GO): regulation of transcription by RNA polymerase II
Cellular component (GO): nucleus
Molecular function (GO): protein binding; RNA polymerase II cis-regulatory region sequence-specific DNA binding; DNA-binding transcription factor activity, RNA polymerase II-specific
Source: RefSeq, a predicted model, not a curated record